CGAACGUACCCCGUAGCUUCAUUUAUUCCCUGGUUCAUGCAUUCUAAAAAGGUAAACUAUCAGAUUAACGGUUUUGGGGGUGUCGCUACCACUGGCGUGUUUCAUGCCGAGGUUCAAACGCUAUCACCGCUGUUUCACCGACCGGUCACUUCUUUAACCGUAAACGUGUCUGGUGAUUGGAUUGCCGCUGCCUCUGAAGAUCACGGCCAACUGACGGUCUGGGAAUGGCGUUCACAGGCUUGUUACUUGAAAGCCGAAUCACAUGCACGUCAAAUGACUAGUCUGGCUUAUUCCCCAGAUGGAUUACAUCUGGCCACCGGAGGUCAUGAUGCCAAGGUCAAGGUUUGGCGUGUAGCCAGUGGCCGGGCCUUGGUCACAUUUUCCGAACACACUGCCGCAGUGACAGGUGUGGCAUUUCCAGCAUCCAAAGCUAAAGUGGUUGUAUCGGCUAGNAGUUUGGACGGAACCGUACGAGCUCAUGACUUGGUUCGGUAUCGGAACUUCCGCACUUUUACUGUACCCACACGACAAGUACAGUUUGCAUCGUUGACUGUGGACGGACCCGGUAGCCUCGUGUCUGCUGGUAGUUUGGACACAUUCGAAGUUUUUAUCUGGUCCAUGCAAACCGGCGUACUCCUUUCCGUUCUCUCCGGUCACACAGCUCCGAUCAGUGCAAUCACAUUCAACCCGGACAUCAGUGGAUAUUCCCUGGAGAUGGCGUCCGGUAGUUGGGAUAAAACGUUGCGGUUGUGGGAUCUGACCGGAAACACCGGGGAUGAACACAACCCGUCUUCUAUUGGGAGUUCGAAAGAAGUUGUGAACUUUUUUCUACCCAGGGGUACAAUUCUCAGACUAUUGUUAUGUAUUGUGGUGUUUUGCCAUAACUGGCAGCGAGUUACUAUAUUUACACUAUCAUUUAUGAUUCUGUUCGAUAUUAGGCACCCGUAA
Molecule: messenger RNA, 948 nt
Organism: Echinostoma caproni
Lineage: Eukaryota; Metazoa; Platyhelminthes; Trematoda; Plagiorchiida; Echinostomatidae
Source: the annotation of a GenBank genome assembly